Molecule: messenger RNA, 721 nt
Organism: Theobroma cacao (cacao)
Lineage: Eukaryota; Viridiplantae; Streptophyta; Magnoliopsida; Malvales; Malvaceae
Source: RefSeq, a predicted model, not a curated record
GCGAAGGCUAUUUCUCCCGGUCGUUAUUCGUAAGCCCCCUCUUCAAAUCUGCCCACUGUCGAGUGUCCUCUGCAACUUUCUUGUACUUCAUGGGAAGUUUCGAACAAUUUAAGGGAAGCGGUGCUGUUAUGGAUCAAAGUAUGGAGGAAAGUGGAGGUACUCAGCCCAGAGUUCAAUGGAAGCCAAUGGGGUAUGAAGAGAAGUCCGCGGCGGUUCAUGAAGAAAUGAAAAGAAUGAAUCGGCUUCCUGCGACUAGUACUUAUGUUACUCACCGCUUGCGGGUUCUUAAUAAAAUUCUUCAACUUUUGUCCAUUCAGAGAACUGCUUCACAGGAAGAGGAGUUGGAGUUGCUAUUUGCUGGGCUGUCUCUGUGAACUGGCUUGUCUAGGCAAUGGUUGAUUAACAUCCUGGCAAAAUGCCCAACCAAGGAUCUCUGUCUCUGGAUGAACGUGGCUCAAAUGUUGUAUAUUGUGUAAAGUAGAGGGAAUCUCUGAUAGUCUAAUGUCUAACACUUUUGUGGAUAUCUCUUGUAACCAUCUAAUGACGUGCUUUUUGUGUGGAUAUGUCUUGUUAAUUAUCUUAAAAAAAGAAAUGCUUUUUGGUAUGUUUGGUUAGAGAAGAGGCUUUCUUGCCUAGUUUUGUUACAUAAUCAUCUGGGCAAACCAGAAACCUGAUGUAUGUGUUAAAUACUAAUGAUAUCAGAAAUCUUUGGUUCUAGAUU